AUGGCAUCGAGCUUCACGAGCUGCUUCCCACAACCCACAACACCCAUACCCUCGAUCGACGCUUCUGACCUAAGAGAUCGUCAGUCAUUUGAGCCAUCCAUUGUCACAAUGAACACCAUGGAGUUCAGCCAACAGACCCCGGAGUGGCAGCCUCCGCUCACACCCAGCCAACCCAUCCCACCCACAUCCACUCCUCGCCCAGCUACCACCACACCCAAGUCUGCCGGCGACCGGAGACCAAAGCUGCGAGCUUCGUGCGAUGCUUGUGCAGCUUCCAAGGUCAAGUGCAGCAAAGAGCACCCCAUCUGCGCUCGGUGCAGGGCCAAUGGCUCGCAGUGCGUCUACGGUGUCUCGAGGAAGCACGGCAAGCCUGGACGGACCAGGAAGAGGAACCCAGAUGGCACUCCUUUCAUCAAGGCUUCGAAGCAGCGCCCCUCACCCGAUGGCAGCGAGUUCAGCAAGUUCAGGGUCCGACCUGAGCCCAUCAUCUCUUCUCGCGAGGCCACUCCUUCGUCCAACUGGUCACCCACACCCAGUUGGCCAGCGACGCCUGAGUUCGAGUUCGAGAUGACACCAGAGCCCUUCUACCUGGAGCCAUCGGCCGAUUUCAACUACAUGGGUGACAUGUCAGCUUACAUGCCGCUCCAACCCGAAUUCGAAUCUUUCCAGCCCAUUCAGUCUGAGCUUACUUUCAUCGACCCGUUCGCGCGUAAGCAGUCGGUCAGGCUUGAUUUGCCCGACAUUCAGGCCAUCAGGGACUUUGUCACCGUCGACACGGUGAACACCACAGUGAACCCGCUGGAAUUCCCCUACCCUGACAGCAUGCCCAUUGACAAUGGCUUCCUGCCUCCGUCCAAUACUGUCUCUCCCCAUAGCCCCAAGAGCGUCCACUCUUACACCCAGAACCCGCUCCGCGUCAGCAUCUCGAUGCCCUCGCAGCACUGCUGCUACACUCUUGCCUACCAGACUCUCGAGAGCCUGCGCAUCAUCAACCCGCAGAAUUCGACCAACGUUGAGCUCAAGAGCCUCGACUCGGUCCUCUCCAUCACCAAGGAUGCUGUUGCCAACGUGCUGCAGCUCCUCAACUGCCCUUGCUCUUCCGACCCUCACCUCGCCAUGCUCUACUCCAGCAUCACCUCCAAGAUCUUGACCUGGUACCAAAUCGCGGCGGGCGUCAAGCCUACCGUCCCGUCCACGCCGCCAUCGCUCAGCGGUGCCUCGUCGCCCGCAUCUUCUGCCUUCUCCUCACCGCUCGCGACUCCCUCCGCCGAGAACACAACCUUCAACAUUGCCGUGCAGCCCAUCACCAUCGGGCUGUUCGAAUUCGACGAGGACAUGCAGCAGACGCUGCGUCGGCAGGUCGUCCUCCGCGAGCUGCGCAAGUGCGGCACGCUCGUCGAGGCGCUGGCCAACUGGGGCAACCCCCAGAAGACCACCCAGGCUGAGUACCUGUACGACGUCCUGGGUGCGUGGCUCAAGAGCGAGCUCUACAAGACGCUGCGCGAGGUCGAGGGCGAGCAGAUGCUUUAA
This is a messenger RNA of Didymosphaeria variabile, 1530 nucleotides long. RefSeq lists its product as uncharacterized. The record is from RefSeq and is a predicted model, not a curated record. Lineage: Eukaryota; Fungi; Ascomycota; Dothideomycetes; Pleosporales; Didymosphaeriaceae. Gene Ontology annotation, molecular function: zinc ion binding; DNA-binding transcription factor activity, RNA polymerase II-specific; sequence-specific DNA binding. Gene Ontology annotation, biological process: aflatoxin biosynthetic process; positive regulation of transcription by RNA polymerase II. The coding region runs from base 1 to 1530 and encodes 509 amino acids. The transcript has a single exon. Gene Ontology annotation, cellular component: nucleus.